This is a messenger RNA of Cryphonectria parasitica EP155, 1338 nucleotides long. RefSeq names its product bifunctional 6-phosphofructo-2-kinase/fructose-2,6-bisphosphate 2-phosphatase. The record is from RefSeq and is a predicted model, not a curated record. NCBI's taxonomy places the organism in Eukaryota, Fungi, Ascomycota, Sordariomycetes, Diaporthales, Cryphonectriaceae. Gene Ontology annotation, cellular component: cytosol. Gene Ontology annotation, biological process: fructose metabolic process; fructose 2,6-bisphosphate metabolic process. The transcript has 4 exons. The coding region runs from base 1 to 1338 and encodes 445 amino acids. Gene Ontology annotation, molecular function: fructose-2,6-bisphosphate 2-phosphatase activity; ATP binding; 6-phosphofructo-2-kinase activity.
AUGGCUCCUGCGAAGGCUAAUGGGAUAGGCGUCCAGGUGGAGGACACGCGUAUCUGCGUGGUCAUGGUGGGCUUGCCAGCCCGAGGUAAAAGCUACAUUGCACAAAAGGCCCAGAGAUACCUCCAAUGGCUUUCCAUACCCUCUCAGACCUUCAACGUCGGCAGCUACCGUCGCAAGGCCGCAGCCCAACCCACCGCCGACUUCUUCGAUACAACCAACGUGGAGGGUGAGCGGCAGAGGAAGGCGGCCGCUGAGGCGGCGGUGGCCGACAUGUUGAGGUGGUUCAAGACCGAGAACGGCGUCGUGGCCAUACUGGAUGCCACCAACUCGACCAAGGAGCGGCGCAAGUGGAUCCUCGAGAUCUGUUCAAAGGCCGGCAUCGAGGUCAUCUAUGUCGAGUCCAAGUGCGAUGACGAGAACCUGAUCAUGGCAAAUAUAAGAGACGUUAAGACCACAAGCCCGGACUACAAGGGCCAGGACCCAGAGCAGGCCGCGCUCGACUUCCGCAACCGCAUUCGAAACUACGAAAAGAUAUACAAGUCCGUCAACGAGGAUGGUGACGAGGAGCAUCUCACCUAUCUGAAGAUCAUGGAUGUCGGCAAACAGGUCAUCAUCAACCGUAUCCAGGACUACCUGCAGAGCCGGGUCGUCUACUACCUCAUGAACCUGCACAUCAGACCCCGGUCUGUAUGGCUGUCACGGCACGGCGAGUCCAUGUACAACCUGGAUGGGCGAAUUGGAGGCGAUGCGCUGCUGUCACCCCGCGGGGAACAGUACGCACGCAAGCUUCCUGAAUUGGUCCGCGAAUCAGUGGGUGAUGAUCGUCCCCUCACGGUCUGGACGUCCACAUUGAAGCGGACCAUCGCCACCGCGCGAUUUCUGCCCAAGCACUACAAUCAGCUGCAGUGGAAAGCUCUCGACGAGCUGGACGCAGGUGCAUGCGACGGCAUGACCUACCAGCAGAUCAAGGAUCAGUUCCCGGAGGACUUUGAGGCACGUGACGAGGACAAGUACAACUACCGAUACCGCGGCGGCGAGUCCUACCGCGACGUGGUGAUCCGGCUGGAGCCUAUCAUCAUGGAGCUGGAAAGGUCCGAAGACAUCCUGAUUGUGACACACCAGGCGGUGCUGCGGUGCAUCUACGCGUACUUUAUGAAGCGCGACCAGGCUAAGAGCCCGUGGAUGCACGUGCCCCUACACACGCUGAUCAAGCUGACCCCCCGGGCAUACGGCACAGACGAGCAGAGGUGGGACGCUAAGAUCGCUGCCGUCAGUACGUGGCGCGGCAAGGGCAGCACGGCCAAGCACGAGGAUCCUAUCCCCUCGGCACUGCAAUGA